AUGUUGGGUCGUCUGCUUGCUAAAAAUAUGCUUCAUGAUGCGGGCCCACAUUCUGAGGAGCCGCCUUCACAAUUCAGCCCGCAUCUAAAUGAGGAAAUCAAGCAGAAGUUGUACGGUACAAAGCAUUUGGACUGCACUGUUUCCUCAGUGCAUCGCUUCAGGGUAGUGAUAGCUCAAGAACUAGGUCAGCUCAUGAGCAGGCAAAACUAUCAAGUUGUUUUUGAUUAUGUCACGGCCCGUGGCACAGCGAUGGAUCAUAUUUCUGUGACCGAGGUAAAAGAAUACAUGUUUGGGUCACCAGUACGAGCCAAGACCCGUCAUAAGAGCGAAAAAUUUCGUGUAGUAGCGAACGCUGGCGUCCUACUAGUUACACGGGUUUUUUAUGCGCCGCAUCGUGACACACGCCUUGCUAUAUGUCUAUCACUACCAGAACCCUUUUUGACCGCUUUAAGUGAAAUUUGGGAACAUGUGAGCCGCUGGCUCGAUGAGUGCCAGGAUUUGCUUCUUGCAAUACUUGUCAAUGAAGAUUUGACAUUUCUGCCGCGUGAUCUGCGUGUUCACGAUCCACAGAUAACACAAUCUAUCAUUCAGUCGCUUCACACUCUUGUGCUGCCACUCAUGUCAUCGCAUACCGAAAUACCGAGAUUGCUGCUCUAUCCGUCGAAUAAUUACGACUACCUCUCAAGUUGGUUCAAAGACGUUUUCCAGUGGCUUGAAAUCAAAGAUGGUCACAGACUUCGAUUUUUACCCGUGCUCUUCGCCAAAAUCAUUCAAGACUUCGCCUCAGAAAUGACCCGAACCGAAUCCUGCCGUAUUGUUGUCAUAUCUGGGAAUAUGGCAGUCGCCAACAAAUUGAUCUUUCUGAUAUCGGCGUUACUUAGGCCUCGAUUCAAAGGCAAAAUUUCCACUCUGGAAGAAAAUGAUGUUACAGAACAAGAUUCCCAUGCUGAGAGCUCUAAGCGAGGAAUGUCGUCAAAUAAUGAGACAAGUCCUCGAGAUAAUGAUCCCAAGUCAUAUGGCACAAUCACGGGUAAAGGUUGGGAGAUACCAAAGAAAAAUGUUUCUCUCAGCUCUACCAGCUUAUCCUCAGAUGAGACAGCAGCUCAGGUCAUCCAACCCUCGUCCAUCAAAAGCAGUAGUAGCUCUUUACAAUACUUAUCUUCGUCGUUGUCUUCUGCAUACGAAAGUUAUGGCUCAUGGUUUAGCAAACGCAUGGGGAUGACUGCAGCACCCACAUCGGGCCAGGGCUCCUCAGGUUAUUUUGGAAAUUCCUUACAUAGUCCACCUGCGAAGGUGGGUGAGUACACCGAUCACUUCCCUUUUCAACAUCACAAUGGCAGUAACUUUUCACUGCCUCAAACCAACUGGAAUGUGAACCGUGUUACACCAUUGCCAUCGCCGCUUGCGGUUGAACAAGAUGAGUUCCCGUGGACUUCCAGUACCCCAGGCUCGCCGCAUACGGAAAACGGUCGACAGAAUCCUACUGCUUCCUCCGUGAUGCCCUUACAAAAUGUCGAUGUCAAAAGGAACUGUAAUAGGAUUACAGACACUUCGAGCGUCGAUGAAGCCUUCAAAUCAAUCUGUUUGUUCGAACCAGGCGAUUGCAAAAUGAUGAUAACAAAGGGUUCUGACCGUCAUGCUCCGGUUUUGGAGGUACCUACAGAUUUUGAGACUCGAGGCUACCCUUGGCUUACGGAAGAGCUUUUACCAAGAUACACAUCUUAUUUGCCCAAUUUCGUGCCAUGGUUUCAGUUGCAAGCCAUCCCGAUAGCCCUCGAUGCUGAGCGAAAAGUCAUAAAUGCUAUGAAGGCAGAUUUGCACACCGAGGUGCAUUCUCGCACCUUACUAAUUUCCCUCCGUUCACGAGAGAUAAAGGAUAUUAUUGUAGAGCGCGACCACUUUUCAUCGAGAAAUGUUCUCCGCACGAAAAAGGUAUUCUCCUCGGGCAAGUGCACCAGCGUUUCACCUAAAUUUCAGCAGCUAGUACUUGCAUGCGAGUGCAACAUAAAGCGAGCAAUGGUUAUAUGGGAAGAUAUUACCGACGUUAACGAGAAAUUUCAGGCCCUUCAACAAAUUUUCGAAGGGCUUUGCAAUUGA
Molecule: messenger RNA, 2097 nt
Organism: Lachancea lanzarotensis
Lineage: Eukaryota; Fungi; Ascomycota; Saccharomycetes; Saccharomycetales; Saccharomycetaceae
Gene: LST4
Product: LALA0S11e04038g1_1
Exons: 1
Coding region: 1-2097 (698 amino acids)
Source: RefSeq, a predicted model, not a curated record